Drosophila ficusphila is the source of this 1050-nucleotide messenger RNA. RefSeq names its product 3-hydroxyacyl-CoA dehydrogenase type-2 (gene scu). The transcript is spliced from 2 exons. The record is from RefSeq and is a predicted model, not a curated record. Gene Ontology annotation, molecular function: estradiol 17-beta-dehydrogenase [NAD(P)+] activity. NCBI's taxonomy places the organism in Eukaryota, Metazoa, Arthropoda, Insecta, Diptera, Drosophilidae. The coding region runs from base 120 to 887 and encodes 255 amino acids. Gene Ontology annotation, cellular component: mitochondrion. Gene Ontology annotation, biological process: estrogen metabolic process; androgen metabolic process; fatty acid metabolic process.
UAACGGCGCAGACACGGUCAUACUGAACCGGGUUCGAAUUGUUUAACAAGGUUUUGAUUAAAGCUUUUCGAAGUACUAACCAACUAGCGCUUUUCGCAUCCACAACACAACACGGCAGAAUGAUCAAGAACGCAGUAUCCUUGGUGACAGGAGGAGCCUCUGGACUGGGUCGCGCAACUGCGGAGCGUCUGGCAAAGCAGGGAGCCAGUGUUGUCCUGGCCGACCUGCCCUCGUCAAAGGGCAACGAGGUGGCCAAGGAGCUGGGCGACAAGGUGGUUUUCGUGCCCGUGGAUGUGACCUCCGAGAAAGACGUGAGUGCCGCUCUGCAAACGGCCAAGGAUAAAUUCGGCCGUCUGGACCUCACGGUCAACUGUGCGGGUACCGCGACGGCGGUGAAGACCUUUAACUUCAACAAGAACGUGGCCCACAGGCUGGAGGACUUCCAGCGGGUGAUCAACAUCAACACGGUAGGCACGUUCAACGUGAUCCGUCUGUCCGCCGGACUGAUGGGCGCCAACGAGCCAAACCAGGACGGCCAGCGCGGCGUGAUCGUGAACACCGCUUCGGUUGCGGCCUUUGACGGCCAAAUCGGCCAGGCUGCCUACUCCGCCUCCAAGGCCGCCGUGGUGGGCAUGACCCUGCCCAUCGCCCGUGACCUGAGCACCCAGGGCAUCCGGAUCUGCACGAUUGCGCCGGGUCUGUUCAACACCCCGAUGCUCGCUGCGCUGCCAGAGAAGGUGCGCACCUUCCUGGCCAAGUCCAUACCGUUCCCGCAACGCCUGGGCGAGCCCAGUGAGUACGCCCACCUGGUGCAGGCCAUCUUCGAGAACCCGCUGCUUAACGGGGAGGUCAUCCGCAUCGACGGUGCUCUGCGUAUGAUGCCCUAAAUCCGUGAACCCGAAUCUCGGAUCUCGGACGUGGUAGAUCCAGGACGUCCGGUUGUGGCUCGAUCAGUUUGCAUUUAUCUAUUGUCUAGUGGUUAAGCUGAAAAGUUUUAUUAUCUGUCCCGAAAUUAUGUAAUAAUUGCUAUUAAACACAAACUCACUUUCA